UGCAGAGCUCGCCACCCCUCCAAUCCCCACCUCCCCUCCCCGCUCACUCGUCCUCUUGGUGUGGGAAUUGCCAGCGACCUGAAAGCCCUGGUACCCAGUACGCGGCCCCGAAUAAACGCUGCCGCUACCGUUGCGGACCAGUCAUUUUUUCGUUUGGGUUUUACGUGUUACUGAGGCGGUUUCGGCCCUCGGUCCGCGUAGACACCGCCUCUGGCGACAUUUUCCUGCUUAAAACCCUUUUUUAACCUCUGGCCUCGCCAAAUAAAGCCCUCUCUCGCGAGUUGGAGUCGCGCCCGCCGCGUCGUCUUCUCGACCGCUGGAGGCAGAGCCCAGAUAGUCCGCGCGCCCUCUCCCAGGUCCCGGGAUUCCGGUUGGAGUCCCGCCACAGGGGUUCGCGUCUCAAUCUGAGGUGGCUGGUUUCAUGGUGCUGGCAGAGAAAGAGAUCCAUUCCUUGCCUGAGUGCUUUCUUCCCUUCAUCUCAUACAUUUGAAAUUUUCUUUGCCAAGAUGAAUGCCAGCGAGAGGGAUUCUGGGAAGUGGACAGACACUCCAUGUCUCCUUUCGACCUUUCCCGAACUCUUCAGACCUCUGAAGACUCGUGUUGCCUGAGGAAGCCCUGAAGUUAAGGAAGAGGAAAGAAAAGGAGUGAGGCAUGGCUCUUUCUCAGGAACGACUGACCUGUGAAGAUGUGGCCAUCGAAUUCACUCAAGAGGAGUGGGUAUUCCUGGACCCUGCUCAGAGGGCCUUGUACAGGGACGUGAUGCUGGAGACGUACAGGAACCUGCUAUCUGUGGAUAUCUCUCCUACACAUAUGAUCAAGUAUUUACAACCUGAAGCGAACAGUGAUAAACUAGAAACAUUCCAAACAUUGAUGCUGGGAAGACCUGAAAGCUGUGAAAUGAAACAUUUUCCUCUUUGGGAAAGUCAGGAAAAUAUAUGUGACUUUGAGUGUCAGGGGAGAGAUGACAAAAGAAACUACAAAGGGACACCUGUAAGCCUUAAUGGAAAUGUGCCUGAUGGAAGAGAUUCACAUCAUAGAAAGGAUGCAGGAAUCAAGCCCUUUGGAAACAGGCUUGGAUUUAACUUUCAGGAUAAACUGCAGAUAUUUCAAACUGGCGGGAUAAUUUCUGAAUAUUAUGAAGUUGAAAGGUCUGUCAACAAGAGUUUCUCAUUUUCACCACUUCAAAGAAUUCCUCCUUGUGUCCAAACCAGUGUUUCUAAUAUAUAUGGGAAUGGUUUUAUGAAUCCUUCAGUAAUAACACAAGAACUCAAAGCACACAAGGAAAAACCUUACAAAUGUGAUGAGGGUGGCAAGGCCUUUCGUGGAAAGUCAAUCCUUUUAAGUCAUCAGCCAGUUCAUACUGGAGAGAAACCUUACAAAUGUGAUGAGUGUGGCAAGGCCUUUACUCACAGCUCACAACUCAGGAGACAUAAGAAAAUUCAUACAGGAAAGAAAUUAUUUAAAUAUGAUAUAUGUGAGAAAGUCUUGAAGCGAAAUGCAAAGCUUACUGGUCAUCAGAGGGUUCAUACUGGAGAGAAACCUUACAAAUGUGGUGAGUGUGGCGAGGCCUUUCAUGUGAAGUCAACCCUUUUAAGUCAUCAGACAGUUCAUACUGGAGAGAAACCUUACAAAUGUGAUGAGUGUGGCAAGGCCUUUACUCACAGCUCACAACUCAGGAGACAUAAGAAAAUUCAUACAGGAAAGAAAUUAUUUAAAUGUGAUAUAUGUGACAAAGUCUUCAGCAGAAACUCAAACUUGGCUGGUCAUCAGACAGUUCAUACUGGAGAGAAGCCUUACAAAUGUGAUGAGUGUGGCAAGGCCUUUCGUCUGAAGUCAACCCUUUUAAUUCAUCAGACAGUUCAUACUAGUGAGAAACCUUACAAAUGUGAUGAGUGUGGCAAGGCCUUUUGUGUAAAGUCAGGCCUUUUAUGGCAUCAGACACUUCAUACUGGAGAGAAACCUUACAAAUGUGAUGAGUGUGGCACGGCCUUUUCUGGAAAGUCAAACCUUUUACGGCAUCAGACAGUUCAUACUGGAGAGAAGCCUUACAAAUGUGAUGAGUGUGGCAAGGCCUUUCGUUUAAAGUCAUACCUUUUAAAUCAUCAGACAGUUCAUACUGGAGAGAAACCUUACAAAUGUGAUGAGUGUGGCAAGGCCUUUUGUGUAAAGUCAAAGCUUUUAAGUCAUCAGAUGCUUCAUACUGGAGAGAAACCUUACAAAUGUGAUGAGUGUGGCGAGGCCUUUCGUGUAAAGUCAAUCCUUUUAAGUCAUCAGACAGUGCAUACUGGUGAGAAACCUUACAAAUGUGAUGAGUGUGGAAAAGUCUUCGGUCAAAAACCACAUCUUCGACUUCACUGGAGAAUUCAUACUGGAGAGAGGCCUUUCAGAUGUGAUGAGUGUGGCAAGUUCUUCAGUCGAAAUUCACACCUUACAAGUCAUCGGAGAAUACAUAUAGAGAAACCUUUCAAAUGUUUCGAGUGUGGAAAAUCCUUUAUUCAGGUCUCAGCACUCACUAAACAUCAGAAAAUCCAUACAUGAGAGAAACUCAUGUGAAUGUGGUAUAUAUUAGAAGUCUACAAAAUUCAAAGUUCAAAAUUUACACCCUACUCUUGGUCAGAGAAUUAACACUACUGAGAAACCAUACAAAUAUCAUGAGUCUGGCAACAUCUUAGGCUUCAUGAGAAAAUUCAUACUGGAUAGAAGCCAGAUACAUAUGUAUUUAUUAGUCAGGUCUUUAGAACAUGAAUUCAUUCUAGAAAGAUUCCUCACCAAUUUCACAAAUGUGGGGAAAAAAAAAAAAACCAACAACCCUAUCCUCACUGCUCACAUCUCAACAGUAGUAUCAGAGUAUUUAUCCUGGAGAAAACACACAGCAAUGUAAUGUGUGUGGCAAGGAUCUUACCCAAAAGUCACAAGAUAGGAACAUAGUGGAGCCAUACUUCCCAGACUCAGUGGUUGUGGCAAAUCCUUUACCUUUUUCACUAUAUUUAGUCUCUGAUGACUUUAGUUCAUGUACUCAGCAAUUGCAGUAAGUCCAUAUUUGAAGAGAAGCUAUAGAGAUCUUUUCGUGUAAAAGAAACCCAAAUUCUAACUCAGCAAAGAUGAUUCUUUGGGACAGUAGCCCACCAUCUUUUUGGUCUCCUGGCUUUCUGAAUAAAGUCACUAUUCCUUGCCCAA
Molecule: messenger RNA, 3177 nt
Organism: Bubalus bubalis (water buffalo)
Lineage: Eukaryota; Metazoa; Chordata; Mammalia; Artiodactyla; Bovidae
Product: zinc finger protein 665
Exons: 7
Coding region: 652-2538 (628 amino acids)
Biological process (GO): regulation of DNA-templated transcription
Source: RefSeq, a predicted model, not a curated record